UUGUGCCUGACUAUCGAUCGGCAGCCGAGCCUUGUGUUUGAGCUGGAGGCGUCCCGGCCAAUCAGAGCGCGCCAAGCCGCCGACCAGGCAGACUCUGCUCGUGAAUGGUCUCGACGGCAGCCGCCUCUUGAUGGCGCUGAGCGCAGCGGUGCUCUGACGCCGAUGUCGGUCGGACCUCUGUUUCGGGUGAAAAUGGUAGUGUUGGCUUUCACAAAAGUGAUUUUAUUGACCACCUCGUCCGUCUAA
This is a messenger RNA of Protopolystoma xenopodis, 246 nucleotides long. The record is from the annotation of a GenBank genome assembly. Lineage: Eukaryota; Metazoa; Platyhelminthes; Monogenea; Polystomatidea; Polystomatidae.